This is a messenger RNA of Paramacrobiotus metropolitanus, 2034 nucleotides long. RefSeq lists its product as uncharacterized. The transcript is spliced from 2 exons. NCBI's taxonomy places the organism in Eukaryota, Metazoa, Tardigrada, Eutardigrada, Parachela, Macrobiotidae. Gene Ontology annotation, molecular function: alpha-(1->6)-fucosyltransferase activity. The coding region runs from base 297 to 1814 and encodes 505 amino acids. Gene Ontology annotation, biological process: protein N-linked glycosylation. The record is from RefSeq and is a predicted model, not a curated record.
GUAGGCAAAUAAAGCUCCACUUGAUGUUGUUUGCGGCAGUUGAAUGAUAACAGUUCUCAAUAUGGUUUUAUGGUUUUAUGCCAAUGAACGCUUUGGCCGGGAUCAAUUUCAAACGGAAAAUGUGGCGUUAUCGGUACAGUGUACAUCGCGUAGCGUUUUACAGUAAGAUACAAUACGAGGAGCGAAGUAGUCGCUUGGGUAGCGCAUGUGCGCAGUUCGUUGUCAACUUCAGAACUUUGAAGUUUUAAAAUUGUGACCGUGACGCAAGUUAAAAUUUAUCGACUGACUACUGCUAUAUGCAGUUGUACAGUGCAGUUGACAGCUGUGAUGCUUUUCUAAAGGCAUUACGGUGUUACUUUUUAAUUUUUUCGUUUGGAGUGGAAGUUGCAACAUACGAAGUAACUAGUUAUUUACGACAGUGUGGAUACUGUAUCGAUCGCAGUCUGCAAAUGUUCGUCCCGAGAAUUCGCCAUCCUUUGUUGCUUUUUCUGGCAGUCAUAUUUAUCUUGGCGACGAUCUAUUAUUUCUUGCCCUCCUACCAACAACCUGAAUCGCAUUUGCAGAGUAUUCACUGCGACAAACCUUGCAUGACUUCUUGCGGCAAUCAGAUUAUUAAGGUAACGCCACAACAACUGCCUCGAUCCAGUGUUGCUCUUCGAUGGUUCCAUGUGACGGAUUUCAAUCUCAUCUGUGCAGUCGUCUUGGAGGAAGCAUGGGAUUCGUAUGCCGAUGCGUUUGACGAACAAUUUCGCAGAACUUUCCUAUCAGAUUCGGUUAAGCGUUUUAUGAUGACAUACAGAGAUAACUGUCACCCUAGCCGGCUACUUUUCGGUGCCUUUCUCGGACAUAGCCCCGGACUGGGAUUCGGUUCCAUCUUGAGCAAUGGAUUAGGAGCAUUUCACAUCGCGGAGUUGACGGGGCGACGCUACCAGAUUGUGCAUCACGAAUGGCCGUACGAAAAACUGAGCACAUUUUUCGACGAUUUUGCCGGUUUCACUCCGUGCCCUUUAUUUGCUGAAUUGUCCAAAGAACAAGCUGAGCGCUUGCUGAAAAACGCGGGCACUUACAAUGUAACGUACGCCAGUAACACCGUAAAGGUCAGCCGCGAUGUGGAUGCCGCUCCGUUGAAUCCGUCCAAUGAAUUCAACGCCAUGCGCAUCGUUUUAAGCGAAUUGUAUCGAGAAGACUUUCAGGGUUCCUUCCGCACCAAAUCCCUGCUGACCAAAUCGGUGUGGCAGUUGAAGCCGCAAUUUCGUGAAUUUAUUAAAGUGCUGCUAUCGAGUGUGCUAUCCCAAGGAUUUGUCGGAGUGCACAUGCGCCGCACGGACAAAAUUACCAACAAGGAAAUGGCGGAUAUUCCCAUUGAACGGUUUGCUGACGCAAUCCGCAAGCUCGUUGUAACGAAAGCGUAUCCACGAUGUGCCGUGUUUGUGAUGACGGAUGACGAAUCUGCUUGUGAUUUGCUGCGUACGCUUUUGCGGAGGGAUGCUUGUGCGGUGUACACGAUUGUGGACUUGACGCAGCUGCACGGAUUUAAUCCAAUGCAGCUGUUUGUGGAUCCUUUAAAGCAAGUAAAGCACGGUGUCCCGCGGCUAAACAGGGCCUACUGGACCAAACACACCACGCAGCUGAUUAUGGAGCUCACCAUAUUAUCCCUCGCCUCGGACGUUGUCUGCACUUUAAGUUCUAAUGCAUGCAAUUUGGUGGCGCUUUUACGCGGCUCACACAAUGAAACUGUUCAUUCCUUGGAUCUAGACUGGUGUCCUUCGAAUUACACGGGAUAUAACACAUCCUGCGUGCUGCACACGAACUGAGAUUUUACAUUGAUGUUUUGCGGCCAGUGUAAUGUAUCAGAUCUGGCUAGUAUGCUGUAUGUACAGUUUUCGUUUUCCUAAUGUUUUCCUGAUGAUUCCUAAUGUUUCAUUUUCCUAAUGUAUAUUUUAUUUCUGGGUCAGCAUUUUUUGUUGGAAGCGCUAUUGGUGUAAAAGUAUCAGAUCAAGUACCAGAUCAACACGAGGAGGCUGUCUCCACUAU